GACAGAACACAACGCCCAACCCAAUGAAUCACAUCAGGUGGUUCAUGGCAUACGAAGCAUAGCAGUUGUGAAUUAGAGAGUUUAUUGGAAUUUUGAGUGACUUUGGGAUUAAUUGAAAGUGUUAUUAAAAAAUGGUAAAAUACAGCUGGGUCCUUGUUGUGGGGCUUCUUGGCUGUUUUACAACAGGUACAAAUGCAGUUCGUUGCUACCAAUGCAGUAGUGAUACAGACAAGAAGGGUGAAGAUCUCUGUGGGGCUUACCGACCCUUUGACAAGACUAAAAACAUAGCAGUGGAGUGCAACUCUGAAGACUCCCACAUGCCCGGAACAUUUUGUGUUAAGGAGGUUCAGCACGGUCCUCGUGGCUUCAUCUGGGAUGGACGCCCACGUCAAGUAAUACGCAGAUGUGCCUCAGUAGCUAGUACUGGUGUGACUGGAGUAUGCAAUUGGGGUAUUUAUGAGAAUGGUGUUUAUUGGGAGCAAUGCUACUGCUCCGAUGAUUCGUGCAAUAGUGCCACUGGAAUUUCAGCAAGUUUUGUCCUACUCAUUCCAUUAUUUUCCCUGCUACCUAUGUACUCUUUAACGUAGGACAUCGAAUGAUACUUUACUCGUGGAAUAUAUUCCAAAAAGCUGAUCUAAAAAAAAAAUUCUAAUCCGUGAAGCUCCAUUUAAACGCACGAAAAGUUACCCAGAUUAAAAAAAAAUUCACAAUCAAUUCAAUUCAAUCAAUCAAUCAAUCAAUUCAAUUUUACGAAAAAUUCUAUUUCAAGUUCAAAGUCCAGAAUCUCAAAUCGAAAAUGUUUCUUUUGCAGCUACGUUUUUUAAAAACUAUUUAGCAUAAAAAUUUGAACAAAAAUUAGAGUUAAUAUUUUAUACGACAGCGACCUUAAACUCGACCAUAGCAUCUCCCAGCGGAGGUACAAUGCCGUCCAAUAGAAUUAAACAAUGGCAAAUACCGAUUAAAAUAUCAGAUGCCGAUAAAUUAACGUCAGCAAUAUAUAUACUGUAUUGUUUCAACUAAUAUCAUCAAAAAAUCUUAUAUUUUUAUCUCGUCAAGGGAGGAAAGAAUAUUGAAUAUUUACUUUACUUGGUAUGCAGCUACCAAGAAUUCCAUUACAACAAUUGAAAUGCAAGAGAACCUUGGUGUGCCUUAGUUGCUCUGAGAACAAUGAGCAAAAGUGAUUAACCUCGUGAAUUAUCCGAGAAGUAACGAUGUAAUGCCGACAAAGAUUUAAAGCCUCGCCCGAGCAAUUAAAUCAUGGGCAUGAGGUAUUUAGGAGUAUUUAGGUGGUAUUGGAAUGAGCAAUCAAACAGCGGAUACUAAGUCUCUGAGAUAAUUUUAACCCUCUUUCUCUCUGGUUAUUUUUUAUAAUUAACGAAAUUUUAUUCUACAAUUCCACAAUCAAGUGUACAUAAUUAUAUGCGAGCACUUUUUGCAUUCAAGUACUAAAUGUCGGUACUGGAUUAAAUCAAGUACUGUCUGAACGAAACCGUCCAUUUUUAUAGACUUUUGUAUUAAGGAAAAAAAUUUAUAACAAUUUUAUUAUUGUACUAUUUUCGUAAAUGAUUUUAUGAUUUUCGGGAGAAAUGGUAAAGAAGAUAUCUUCAUAAACAUUUACUUUGUGUGGAUCACAAAUACCUGAGUGUUUGUGUAUUUCGUAAAAUUCAUGAUAAAAAUUAAUCUGAUAUGUGCCCUCAAACCCCUUCUUUUCAAAAAUCAAACUGUUUACCAUUUCUCUGCCGAAAUAAUUGAUUAAUCAACUUGUUGUAGAUAAUUUAUUAUUUGGAAUGAUGAAAUAUUACAGUGAUUUCAUUCAGCUUCCGCAGAAUCUCAUUUCCUAACUGUUAAGUAACAAAUGUUAAGCACAUAAGUUAGUACCAAUGUUUUAAUACUGCAGUAUAAACGAUUCAACUGCCAGAAGAGAAAAGUUGAUUACAAUUUUAUAAAUAAAAAUGGAAUGAGACUAAAAUGUGGAAAGUUAUCAUUAAAAUUUUUUACAAAUAAAACUUUGUACGAUAUUCA
Messenger RNA from Diachasmimorpha longicaudata, 2022 nucleotides. RefSeq lists its product as uncharacterized. NCBI's taxonomy places the organism in Eukaryota, Metazoa, Arthropoda, Insecta, Hymenoptera, Braconidae. The transcript has 3 exons. Bases 132 to 587 code for a protein of 151 amino acids. The record is from RefSeq and is a predicted model, not a curated record. Gene Ontology annotation, biological process: regulation of synaptic transmission, cholinergic; sleep; positive regulation of voltage-gated potassium channel activity.